This is a messenger RNA of Trichoplax adhaerens, 498 nucleotides long. RefSeq lists its product as uncharacterized. Gene Ontology annotation, cellular component: Golgi membrane. The annotation marks the transcript as partial. The record is from RefSeq and is a predicted model, not a curated record. Gene Ontology annotation, biological process: protein retention in ER lumen; retrograde vesicle-mediated transport, Golgi to endoplasmic reticulum. The transcript has 5 exons. NCBI's taxonomy places the organism in Eukaryota, Metazoa, Placozoa, Uniplacotomia, Trichoplacea, Trichoplacidae.
AAGUAUUAUCAGAACUUUCUCGAUCGUGCCACCCCGUAUGUUAUUGCUAGAUGGAUUUCGACAAUGGUAUUAUCAAUUAUCUAUGGUCUAAGGAUAUAUAUAAUCCAGGGAUUCUACAUAGUAACUUAUGCUCUCGCCAUCUUUUUAUUGAACCAAUUUAUUGGUUUCCUAACUCCCCAAAUGGAUCCUGCAAUGUCUAUGGAAGAAGAGGAAGAUGGACCGACGUUACCUACCAGAAGAGAUGAAGAAUUCAAGCCGUUUAUGAGAAGGCUCCCUGAAUUUAAGUUUUGGACUUCUACUACUCGAGCUAUUAUAAUUGCAACUUUCUGCACUUUCUUCCAAGUAUUUGAUGUACCAGUAUUUUGGCCAAUAUUGGUAAUUUAUUUUUUCUUAUUGUUUUUCAUGACAAUGCGAAGACAAAUCGAGCAUAUGAUUAGGUACAGAUAUUUGCCAUUUUCUCAUGGAAAGAAAAAAUAUAAAGGGAAGGAAGACAGUGGA